UCAUCAUCAUCAUCGACGUAAUGAUUCGAAUAAUUUGUUUUUUAUUAUUAUUAAUCAUAAGUGGUCAAUCCACUUUGAGUGUUCAUUCUACAAAACAAUUAUCAUCAUCAUCAUCAUCAUCAUCAUUCAAUGAUAUAAUUGAUUUUCGUUUCAACACUGCCCAUAUUGAUGGUAUUACUAAUCUUAUCAAUGAUUCAUUAUUGAUUAUAAGUAACAAUUAUUAUUGGUUACUUGAUCAACAAAAUCCAUUGCCAUUACCAUUUAAUGUUAAUGGCCACAUUAAACAAUUGUAUGAUGGUUUCGAAAAAAUUGAUACCAUAUGGUUAGAUCCAUAUAAUGAUAUUAGUCCACAAAUUUAUCUGGUAUCCAAUACACCUGAAUAUGGUUUACGUGUUGUAUGCAAAGAAUUUGAUGAUGAACCAUUCAAUGAUAUUUCAAGUUUCUGUCAUUUACCAGUGGAUCAUCGAUGGUUGGCAGCAUUGAAAGAUCUGGAUCCCAAUCGACCAAUCGAUGCGGCUACAUGGCGUAAUCGUACUAAAAAUCAAGAUGGUGGUUUUUGGGUAUUUUUUCAAGGCAAAAAAAUGAUCACUAUCGAUCCAUAUGAAAUGAAAUUGCGAUUCACUUAUGAUAUACAGAAAUGGAUGUCCAUCAAUGAUACAUUAACAGCCGCAUUCUAUGAUUAUCGUAAAAAUGUUUAUCAUUUAUUUUUCGAUAAUAACCGAUAUUAUACAUGGACAGUGAAUGUUUCCUAUAUGAAUAGUUUACCAAUGUCAUGGGAUCGAGCUUUUCUUCAUGGUAAACUUAGUCUACCAAUGAGAAUAAAUCGUGAUUUUUUUGGAUUCCCUGAAAAAGAUUUACGGCCAUAUGCACAGCCUUAUUAUAAGAAAAAUUCUUUCGAUAUCCAUACCAACCAUAUAGUGCCUGAUGAUGAAUUCAAUGGUGAUGAUGAUGAUGUACGGAAUCGACGAUUAUCAACAACAACGACGACGACGACGACUACUACUUCAACUCCAAGACAUUGGUUACCACGAAAACCAAUUCAUAAUUUAAAACAGCAAUUGCCAAAUUAUAACGAUAAUAGAAACAUUGAAAAUGAUGAUGAACAUUCGGAUCGUACAAAUUCAAUUCAAUAUGAUUUUACUACACAUUUGAGACGUUUAAAAAUUGAAGAUGUUCGUGAUUUUACCCAAAUAAAAUCAAAUCAUAUACGCCAAACAGAUAGUUCAUCAUCAUCGCUAUAA
This is a messenger RNA of Dermatophagoides farinae (American house dust mite), 1241 nucleotides long. NCBI's taxonomy places the organism in Eukaryota, Metazoa, Arthropoda, Arachnida, Sarcoptiformes, Pyroglyphidae. The record is from RefSeq and is a predicted model, not a curated record.